This is a messenger RNA of Hyposmocoma kahamanoa, 3166 nucleotides long. It is a transcript of the gene metro, whose product is annotated as MAGUK p55 subfamily member 7. Gene Ontology annotation, cellular component: plasma membrane; cell-cell junction. The transcript is spliced from 11 exons. Bases 46 to 1839 code for a protein of 597 amino acids. The record is from RefSeq and is a predicted model, not a curated record. Gene Ontology annotation, molecular function: protein binding. NCBI's taxonomy places the organism in Eukaryota, Metazoa, Arthropoda, Insecta, Lepidoptera, Cosmopterigidae.
UUUGUUUUCUUUCGAUCUAAUUUUUCUGUGCUCAUAAAAGUAGAUAUGGUGAAUAUGGACACAUCGACGGAAAAUUGGGAUCCAGCUCUCACUCGGUUACUAGCUUCUUUGAAAGAAGUGCAGCCUAGUGGCGAAGAUGUGGCAUUCCUGAGUGAACUCUUGCAGUCUAAACAACUUCACGCUCUUGUGCAAGUUCACAACAAAAUCGUAGCUAAAGGAAAAGACGACAAAUUCUAUCCAUUGCUGUCAAAUGCGAUGCAAGUGACCCUCGAGGUUUUAGAACUACUUGCAGACGUAGCUUCUGUAUCUAAAGAGUACGAGGAACUGCUAAAGUUGCUGCAGAAACCACAUUUCCAAGCUAUUCUCUGUACACAUGACGCAGUUGCUCAAAAAGACUACUACCCGCAUCUUCCCGAUGUUCCAUCUGAAGCAGAUAAUGAAGAGGAGACAGUCAAAAUUGUUCAACUAGUUAAAAGUGAUGAACCUCUGGGAGGAGCACAGAGUGCAGAACCAAUAGUGGGUGCAACAAUAAAAACAGAUGAGGAUACUGGAAAGAUAGUUAUAGCCCGUGUGAUGCACGGUGGCGCGGCAGACCGGUCAGGCCUAAUCCAUGCUGGCGAUGAGGUGAUCGAGGUGAACGGCAUCAGCGUCGAAAAUAAAACUCCAGCGGACGUUCUUACUAUAUUGCAAAAUUCGGAAGGCACCAUUACUUUUAAAUUGGUGCCGUCGUACUGCAAGGGAGGCUCGAGGGAAAGCAAAGUCAGAGUUCGAGCCCUAUUUGACUAUGAUUCUUCUGAAGACCCAUAUAUACCUUGCAAAGAAGCAGGAUUAAACUUUAAGAAGGGUGAUGUGUUGCACAUCGUCUCACAGGAUGAUGCUUAUUGGUGGCAAGCUCGGAGGGAAGGUGAUAGAGUUAUGAGAGCUGGGUUAAUACCUUCGCGGGCAUUGCAAGAAGGUCGCAUAAUACACGAGAGGCAGACUGAUCCGCAGACUAUGGACGGGAAGCCGGCGCUUUGCAGCCCCUCAGCAGCCAACUCCGAUUGUGCUCCGAAAACGCCUUGCUCACCAGCACCUACGGCCACUGCGCUCCUUCCUUGCAAGUCCACACCUAAAGUGAAGAAAGUCAUAUACGACAUUACGGAGAACGAUGAUUUUGACCGUGAAAUGAUUCCGACGUAUGAAGAGGUCGCCCGUUUGUAUCCCCGGCCGGGCCUGGUGAGACCCAUAGUGCUUGUGGGCGCCCCUGGCGUGGGCAGAAACGAAUUGCGACGCAGGCUCAUUGCCACGGACCCUGAGAAAUAUGUUACGCCAGUACCAUUCACGUCUCGACCACAAAAACCAAGCGAACAAAACGGCAGAGAUUAUGUAUUUGUCACUCGAGAGAAGAUGGAACAGGACAUAGCAGAUGGGAAAUUCAUAGAGCACGGCGAAUAUAAGGGCAAUUUGUACGGAACUUCGGCGGACAGCGUCGAGGCUAUAAUUAACGCAGGUGGAGUGUGUGUGCUAAGCCCGCACUGGCAGGCGCUGAAGAUGGUGCGUACGGCCCGUAUGAGGCCAUACAUAGUGUUCAUUCGUCCGCCACCGCUCGACAGGCUUAUCGAAACCCGGGUCGCGGCCAACGCGCGGUCCACCUUCGACAAAGAGUGCUCCAGAGCUUUCACGGAAGAAGAGUUUAACGAUAUAAUUCGGUCGUCGAACCGUAUAAACUUUCUGUACGGCUACAUGUUCGACGAGGAGAUCGUCAACGAGGAGUUGGCAUCCGCACUCACGCAGCUGCUCAAGGCGGCGUGGCGGGUCCAAUCAGAGCCCCUCUGGGUACCCGCCUCCUGGGUGCAGUAGCCACGUUCCCUCACUUUAUUUACCUAUCUAGUCAUAAAAUUGUCUUAUUGAUCUCGCGUUACUAGUUAAUGUACAGGGUGGCCAACUUUGAGAUACACGCACUAUUGUUUAUUAUUAUUAUGUAAAUAGUAUUAUUAAGUAAUCAUCCGUGAACUGGAAAUUCCGGACGAUGGCUGAGGCUUGCGGAUACGUAUUCCGAUAGUAGACGAAGGACGGAUUAGGCCCAACAACGCCCAUCGACGGGGCGGCUCGGCAGAGGAUUUUUAGGGUGCCUAGAUAUCUGGCGCCGCAAAUGCACCUGCUUGCCUACGUGCAUUAAGUAGUGCGAUCUGUUCGCGUGCUGGUCGCGCGCCACAUAUACUAACAUGUAUUUAACUGCACACAUGCAGCGCGUUCGCGGCGCAGUGAUAAUAGUCGUAGCUACAAAAACUAAACUGCGGCAGCCUUGGGGUUGCUUCUGCAGGCUUCGGGAUGCCAAGUCUAACCAUACGGGUAUACGGGGCGAGGGGAGGCAGAGAUCUGAAGAGAGGCCAGGUGCGAGCACGAUUUUGCGACGGAUUGCCAGCUGAAGGAUUCUUCGGCAUGCUUAACGACACCGCGACAUAAUUGCCGUCAGCGCGCUAGCAUGCAGCGAUGCCGAAGAAUCCCCUAUCUAGCAGUCCGGUUGUGGGUGCCGAACCUUAGAUUCGCCAUGGGCGUAUUCGGAUUGUUUUAGUUAAGUUGUUCAAAUCGGGCACUUUAGAGAAACGUAUACUUACUCAUUGCUGUGGGACCUGGAAUCAGGAGAAUGAGAAAAUAAUGAAAAACAAGUUCCAAAUUGUGCGAAUAUGUUGUAUAGCGAGGAUGGACAAUUCGCAGAUUCGUUAUUCUCCAAAGCAAAACACAAGUACUGCUGAAAGGAUUGUUUUUUUUUAAUGUAAAAUAGCACAGGCUUGGUCAAAAUUCCACGAAAUGUACGUUGUCUAAACAUACCCAUUCACUUAGGCUUGAAUAGCGCCAAUUUGUUGUUACAUUUUUUUACGUUUGAUUUAAAGUAAAUAAAAUUUUUGCUUGUGUCGUUAUUUGGCCAUUCUGUAUAUUAUGUACAUGUAUUUUACACCGGCCUUGCCACGUUGAGGGCGUCAACACAUUUUUACACGCCACUUCAUCCCGAGGUAAUGUGACGCGUAAGUGAAUUUUUUCUAAAUUCAAAUGAAAUACGAAUUUUUAGAGCGCCUUGUAGAAGCGCUGCAGUGGCGCUGCAAAUGUGCUUCUAAAUAUUGUAUGAAAUUAAGUAGUGACGUGACGGCAGCGUCUCUAUAAAUAAGCGUCUUAAUUAGAAGGCAAC